AUGUGCGGUAAAAAGAGUGGACUGGUGGGCAUGGUUCGGGAGAAGAUGCGGGAAGAGAACUGUGCAGAGGAGUGUGGUUCGGAAUACGCAGACGUGCCGUAUCACACAGAGGUGAGAUGGCUAAGCAGAGGAAAAGUACUGAACAGAUGUUUCGAGCUGCGUGAGGAAAUAUGUCAAUUCCUGGAAACCAAAGGGAAGGAUACAGCAGAGCUCCGGGAGCAAAAGUUUCUGUGUGAGCUGGCCUUUCUCUGUGACAUCUCGAGCCAUCUCGAUGCGCUGAACCUGCAGCUUCAGGGGCGAGGGCGCAUCAUCACAGACAUGUACGCUGCAGUGAGGGCCUUUAAAACUAAACUGUGCCUGUGGGAGAAUCAGAUGCUGCAAGGAAACCAUUGCCAUUUUCCCUGCUGCCAAACCAUAAAAGCGCAGAUCUCUACCGCCGUGUUCCCAUGCGCACAGUUUGCUGAAAAACUCAGUGUUCUCGCCGCUGAGUUUAGCCAGCGAUUUGCCGACUUCGAUGUCCAGAAAUGUAGGUUUGAACUGCUUAGUAAUCCCUUCGCAGUUGAUGUGGAAAAUGCACCAACCAACAUCCAAAUGGAGCUGAUUGAACUCCAGUGCAACGACACGCUGAAGUCAAAAUAUGAUGCUGUGGGCGCCGCACAGUUUCCACGGUUCAUCCCUGACACAAUGCCUCAACUCCGCACCCAAGCUGCUCAGAUGCUCUCCAUGUUCGGCAGCACUUAUCUAUGCGAGCAACUUUUCUCCUCGAUGAAGAUGACCAAAACAACUCACAGGAGACGUCUGACUGAUGAACACCUUCGCUCGAUACUGAGGAUUUCUUCAGCUCAGAGCCUGAGCCCAGACAUGAAUGAACUAGCACCCAAGAAGAGAUGCCAGCCCAAGCCAGAGAAUGCGGUGACCAUUGCGGUGUCGUCCCGGGUCCUGUUCCGUACUGAGACGGAGCAGAAGGUGUAUGAGCAGAAGGGGGUGGAGGAGUACCUAAGGUACCAGGUGGAGCACGAGAACGAACCCUUCGCCCCUGGACCAGCCUUCUCCUUCGUCAAGGCGUUGGAGGCGGUGAAUGCCCGUCUGAGAGAACUGUACCCAGAGAGUGAAGAACUGUUUGACAUCGUCCUGGUGACCUAUAACCACGCCCACGUAGGAGUCAGGCUAAUCAAUACCAUCAACCAUCACAAUCUGUUCAUUGAGAGGUUCUGUAUGACGGGAGGCAGUUCCCCUAUUGGCUACCUAAAGGCGUGGCAGACCAACCUGUACCUGUCUGCUGAUGCUGAGAAGGUCAGAGAGGCGCUGUCUGAAGGCAUUGCAGCGGCCACCAUGUUCAUGUCCAAUAAGCUGACAGAGGUAUCGCAGACGCAGCUGAGAGUGGCCUUUGACGGUGACGCCGUCCUCUUCUCUGACGAAUCAGAACGCAUCUUCAAGACCCAGGGCCUCGACGGGUUCUUCCAGCACGAGAGAGACAACGAGGACAUUCUACUGGACCGCGGACCUCUUAAGGACUUCCUAGCAUCCCUUGGCAAACUCCAGAAUAAGUUUUAUGCUAAGGGCCACCGUCUGGACUGUCCCAUCCGUACCUACCUGGUGACGGCCCGCAGCGCAGCCAGCUCAGGGAUCCGUGCCCUGAAGACCUUGAGAGCCUGGGGCCUGGAGACGGACGAGGCUCUCUUCCUGGCCGGGGCACCCAAAGGCCCGAUGCUGGAGAAGAUUAGGCCCCACAUCUACUUUGAUGACCAGAUGUUCCAUGUGGAAGGGGCGGCGGAGAUGGGCACGGUCGCGGCUCACGUACCCUACGGGAUCGCUCAGAAGCACCCACAUAAGAAGUGCCUGAACACAGGGAAGUAG
Molecule: messenger RNA, 1857 nt
Organism: Salvelinus namaycush (lake trout)
Lineage: Eukaryota; Metazoa; Chordata; Actinopteri; Salmoniformes; Salmonidae
Product: cytosolic 5'-nucleotidase 1A-like
Exons: 7
Coding region: 1-1857 (618 amino acids)
Biological process (GO): nucleotide metabolic process; adenosine metabolic process
Cellular component (GO): cytosol; cytoplasm
Molecular function (GO): magnesium ion binding; 5'-nucleotidase activity; nucleotide binding
Source: RefSeq, a predicted model, not a curated record